This is a messenger RNA of Sesamum indicum (sesame), 1008 nucleotides long. RefSeq lists its product as uncharacterized. The record is from RefSeq and is a predicted model, not a curated record. NCBI's taxonomy places the organism in Eukaryota, Viridiplantae, Streptophyta, Magnoliopsida, Lamiales, Pedaliaceae.
CGGUCUUCUCGGAUAUAAUUCCAACAAACGACGGGCAAAACGACGUGACAGCAAUGAAAUCAUGUUUGAAUAUUGCAUGCUUAACUAAUUGGCGACAUUCUCUCACUGUAUAUAUGUGUCGUGUUACUAGUAACACGAUUUCUUCAUAAAAAUUUCUUGUUUCUUCCUCCUGAACAAUGGGCAGUUGCUGGUCGCACCAGUCUACGUCCGCUCUCACGGCGAAGUUAAUCCUCCUGGACGGCCAGCUUCAAGAGUUCUCAUGGCCGGUUCGGGUUUCGAGUUUGUUGGAGCCGAAUUCUGGGUGCUUCAUAUGCAGCUCCGAGGAGAUGGAGCUGGACGAGUUCGCGGUGGCGAUGAGCGGCGACGAGGUGUUGCAGCCGGGGGAGCUUUACUUUGAGAUGCCGCUGGAUCGGCGGAACCGGCGGCUGCAGGUGGAGGACAUGGCGGCGCUGGUCUUGAAAGCGAGCGCAGCUCUUGCUAGCUGUAGUAGUAGAGAUUAUGAUGAUGGGAUGAUUAGCUGCAGUUGUUGUGUGUGGGGAAAGGUUCGACCUGUUAUGUUGUUCAGCGAGAAGGAGAGGCUCCUGGCGGCGGAGGACGGUGGAGGGAAUGGCGGAGGUGGUGGUUGUAAGAGACGGAAGUUUGUCGCCAAGUUAAGUGCGAUUGAUGAAGAGUGAAAAGAAGGUAAAAAUUACUGAACAAAUCACUCUCUGAGACUAGAAAUUCUUUUCUAAAUUGAAUUUGAUGCAAUCUCAAUCAAUUAUAUAAUAUAUAUAUUUAUUAUGUGAUUGAUAUAUAAUUCAAAUAAAAUAAUCAAUCAUAUAAUAAAUAUAUUACAAAAAAUUUAUAAUUAAUUUGAUUGGAUCAAAUUUAAUUUGAUUUAAAGUUUUCCCAACUUCAAAAUGGAACACUAUGUUUUGCAAAAGAGCAAGUGAGAGAUAAUUGUCAUGUUAAUAUUUUUUAGGUGAGGUGGGACAGUUUUGUAUACGAUAAAUCAAUCUAUUUCAGUUC